Sphaerodactylus townsendi is the source of this 8131-nucleotide messenger RNA. RefSeq names its product CDK5 regulatory subunit associated protein 2 (gene CDK5RAP2). Gene Ontology annotation, molecular function: gamma-tubulin binding; transcription cis-regulatory region binding; microtubule binding. NCBI's taxonomy places the organism in Eukaryota, Metazoa, Chordata, Lepidosauria, Squamata, Sphaerodactylidae. The record is from RefSeq and is a predicted model, not a curated record. Gene Ontology annotation, biological process: chromosome segregation; establishment of mitotic spindle orientation; positive regulation of DNA-templated transcription. Bases 132 to 5594 code for a protein of 1820 amino acids. The transcript is spliced from 37 exons. Gene Ontology annotation, cellular component: microtubule organizing center; microtubule plus-end; perinuclear region of cytoplasm.
ACAAAGAUGGCGGCGCCGAGAGGCUCCUGCGGUCGUUUGAAUUCCAUCCCCGCCGCCAAACUCGGACAAUAACAGCUAGUGUCGCCAGCGGAGAAGUCGCAGCUGCCCGCCCGUCCUCCUCCUCGCCCAUCAUGGACUCCUUCCCGGGGGAAGACCCCACCUUACCUGUGGAAUUCAACGGCAGUGUCAACAUUUCCCGACUGCCAGAUGUCUCAGGAGAUGAAAUUCGUAUCCCUUUGGGAGGUGGCGGAGCGUUACCAGAUGUGGCGGAAGAUGCAGUUUCACCAACCAGAGUACGGACCAUGAAGGAUUUUGAAAAUCAAAUCAUUGAGCUGCGAAAAGAGAAUUUCAACCUGAAACUGCGCAUCUACUUUCUGGAAGAACGAAUACAGCAGAAAUUUGAUGGUCCAAGUGAAGAGAUCUACCGAAUGAAUAUUGAACUCAAAAUUGAAUUGGAAAGCCUAAAACGAGAGCUGCAGGAACGGGAACGGUUGCUCAUCAAGGCUUCGAAAGCAGUGGAAAGCUUGGCUCAGGGUGGUGAUGCUGAAAUCCAGCAUGUGCAGGAGGAGGCGCAUAAGAAGGUUCAGCAAGUUGAAGAACAUUUGACCAGCAGAAUGAACCUUUUGGAAGAGGACCUGAAAACUGCACAUGAAGAACUAGAAAAAGCAUUUGCGGCAACAAAACGGGAGCGGGCUCUAAGAAUGGCUGCUGAUCGUCAGCUCUCUUUGCUUACAAAUAUCCCACCUAAGGAUCUGGAUAUGAUGGCGGCACUCGAAGAAAAAGACAGGUGUAUAGAACAGUUGAGACUGUUGUUGAAAAACAAAGAAGCUCUCAUCCAGCACCUGGAAGAGGCCAAGUCUAGUGGUGGAUUUUCUGAGGAGAAUUUGUCAGCAGAGAAAACCCAAGAUUUGAUGGAUGAAAAAGAGCAGGAAUUUGAGACUCUCAGAACAAAGCACCAAAACGAGCAGAACGAGUUAGAAAAACGAAUUCAGUCACUCCAGGAGGAGCUGCAGGAACGGCAGAGGGAGCUUUCUGUGGAAAGGAGAAAUGCUUUGAAACGAGACAAAACCAUCCAAGGGUUAACAGUUGCUUUAAAGGCCAAGGAUGGCGAGAACAAAGAGCUCAAUUAUAAAUUAGAAAGCUUGAAUGCCUCAUUGGUCAAGACCAGAGAGGUCACCCAUGAAGCUCAGAUGCAGACGUUCCAGGGUACUGAAGAUUACCAGGCCCUCUUGACCGAAAAAGAAAACCUCCUGGUGGAGCUGCAUUCUGAAAUCCGGACCAAAGACAUGGAGAACCAUCAGCUCCAGCAGAGGAUUGAGAGGACCGACCAAGAACUGACUGAUCUGCAGGUUGAGAAGGAGAGGCUGGUGAAGGAGCUUGAGGAAGCCCAGCUGCCGAAGAGUAGAAGUGACAAGCCUGUCGGUGAACUAGAUGGGAUGAUUAAAGGAAAGGAUGGGGAGUUUCAGGAACCGUUGGAGAGGCCUCAAAGUCUUUUAGAUGAUCACGUGAUUCUGCAGAGGGAGAAUGAAGCCUCGGCAAAGGAAAAGCGUGCUGUUGAAUCUCCGCAUGCCAUGAUUAAAAUGUUCCAGGGAUUUGAGCAUGCAAAAGAAUCUGAAUAUGCAGGAGUGAUUGAAGCCCUAAGAAAAGAACGUGACGUUUUUUCAAAUCUGAUCAAGUCGCUGAAAGAUGCGGAAGGGAUAAAUAACCUGCAAGCGGAGCUGAACAACAUUUCUCUGUUGCGCCGGCAACUGGAAGAUGACAUCUUGGCAAACUGGAAUUUGCGGAAAGAACUGGAAGAGCAAAUCAAGGCUAACAAAGGGGAAGAAGAAACAUUGUUCUCUUGGGGCGACCAGACUUCUUACAUGAGCAUUUGUUUGGGUGAACAAGAUCCCUGGAACUUGCGGAUCGACCAGCUGUCUGUGGAAGAACUCAAGAAAAAGAUUAUGGAACUCCUUUUGAUGCUGAAGGAGCUGCAUUUGGUCAAUCAAGAUCUCAGGCAGAGGCACCCGGACGGCUCCAGGUUGGAUUCUGUAGCAAAGGAAACACUGCAAACAUUUGACGAGAGUGAGUUUCUUAAAAUAACAGAAGAUGGCAAGUCUGAAACGGAAGCUUACGAUGAAGAUAUGAACACCGUGAGUUUUCAGAAUCCUGAGGAGGAAAGCAAGGUAAUUCCUUUAGACUCUUCAGACAGACAGAGCUGGAAUUCCAGUAAGCUUGGAUCUGAAAGCGAUCCAGCUGCCGACGACUGCUUUGGAGCAGGCAAGACGGGCAAACACGAAGCUCAAGAAAGCAGUUCGCUCAUGUCUCUUUCAAAUGAAAACGGAGCAGUGGUACUUGACUCGAGACAAGAGCACAUGAAAUCUGCAAAUAAGCUCUUAGAUCAUCUGAGCCCAACUGAGCAAGACAGGUGGAGCGAGGAUCUGGAGAAUAAAGAUGAGAAAGAUCUUAAGCAACUGAUUAUUCAACUGCGGGCUGAACCCCAACUCUGCACAGAAGUAAAUAAAUUCGUCAAACAGCUGGAGGAAUUGAAGUCAGCUUUGGAAGAGAAAGCAUUGCUUGAUCCCACUCCAGAGCUGGGGAUGAAUGCAAAUAUUGGAUUUUCAAAAGCAGAAUUGAAAGAUUCGGCUACACAGACAAUGGUUGUGGAGGGGAAAGGCAUGGGACUGAAACAUGAAGGCAGUAUCGUAAGCUCUGAAGACAAAGGCAAAUCUUCACAAUUAAACCGAAAGUGGGAACAGUGGCAAGAAACCGCAGCUCUGAACAGAACAAAUAAAGGUGUUUCCAAUUAUCCAGCCAAGAAAUCCCGUUUGCCCGUUUUACUGAAAUCAUCGAGGUCACUGGGAAACAUUCCCUUAAGCACCCACACAAAGAAGCAGGACAUGCACCUUCAAUAUCGCAUCCUCACCUUGGAUGAGGAUCUGAAAGACAAAUGCGACCAACCUGAGUCCCUUCACGAUGAAUCACAGUUGAGCGAAGCUGCAAAUGGGAGACCAGAACAAGAAGGGGCAUUCGUAGGAGCUGAAUCCUUGACCCAGCUGGAUUGUUCGGAUGCAAGCAUUAGUUUGGUCAGUGGUGACAGCAAAGAAGAGAUGAGCCAGGACCAGAGCAAAGGCCAAGAAACAGAAGAUGCUGUACCCGAGCCUUACCAUCCUGCCGCGAAAGUGCAAAAUCAGGAGGUUUCUUUCUUGGAUAAACCAGAUGUUGACUCAUCCACCACAUAUUCCAGUUCCAAGAGCCUGCUCUCUCUCAAGCUGAGCAUAACAAGCACAGAAGCUUUUGAUGUCGACUCUACAGAUGAUGUCGAGGAACUGCGGCAAAGAGUUAAGGAUCUGAAAUCCGACUUGGCAAAGUACAGAACGCUGCUGCUCUAUUUGCAGCCCGCUAUGCAGCUCCUCCCUGGGGACAUUCGCGGUAUCGUCCAGGGGGUUGGAGAGUUGCCCAUGGAUAGCCACUUUCUCCCAGUAUUAGACAUUGGUAAACAGGAGGCAGAGAUGUUAUCGGGCAGCCACCGACAAAUCGACUAUCAAAGCAACAUUGAGAAUCUGACCUCUCGAGCCACAGAAAAUCAGAACGAAGUCACCGUGGAGCGGCUGAUGGAUAACGAGGCUGAGCUUGAGAAAGAGCAGAUUGCAAAUAUGCACCUCCUGGAUGAAGUGUAUUGUCUGCAAUAUAAGCUCAAUGAUAUUUCGCCAUUGAGGCACGAUACUCUGAUCCUCUCACUGCAGCAUGAACACUCCAGCCAGCCCCAGAAAAUUCAAGACAGCCACAGCGUCUGUGAGACUUACCGCCAGCACCUCGCCAGCCUGAUCAAAGCGUUUGAGGAACUCCUGCAGGCCAGCGAGGUGGAUCACUGCGUUGCUGAAGGCUUCCGCGAGCAGCUCAGUCAAAGCGUCCAGCUGUUUGAGAGGCUGGAGCAGCAGUGCGUCUACGGGGAGUCCAUAGAUGAUGAAAUGAGUGAACUUCGCAGGGUCACCCGAAGCUUUUCCAACUUCGAGACGGCCGAAAACUCGCCAGAGCAUAACACAGAAGGCGUAGCACGAGUGAAAGAGCCGCAGGCAGGUGUGCCAGCCAAGUUUCCCCCAGAACUGUUAAUGGAGCAUCUCCAAGAAAUUCGAAUGCUGAGGCAUCAGCUUGAAGAAUCCAUCAAAACCAACGAUCGCUUGAGAAAGCAGCUUGAGCAGCAGGUGGCAGACUCCGCCCCCGACCAAGGUAGUUCUGCAAACAUUUGUAUCCAUGGCUCGGAGCACCAUAAUUCCCUGACUUCUGAAAUUCAUUUCCUGAGGAAGCAAAAUCAGCUUCUGAAUGUAAUGCUGGCAAAAGGAUCUCGAGACAAGCAAAAGGAAAACGAGAAGCUGCGCGAGUCGCUUUCAAAGAAGCACGUCAUUGUUGAGCGCCUGCACAAGGACUACGAGCAUGUGAAGAAGGAAAACGAGAAGCUGCAGAAACAAGUGGGCAAGAGGGAGGAAGAGAACGGGCAGCUGACGCAUGAAGUGUAUAAUAUCAGAAAUGAGCUAAAUAGGCUGCAGACGGAGCUGAACGCAAAGCAGCACCAGCAGUUGGAGAACGAAAAAUUACUACAGUCCCUGCAACUCGAGCUCAAGGUGUAUGAAAAGUUAGAUGAAACAAUCAGAAGUCGAAAAGAUCUCGGCCGUGACGGAUCAGACGAGUGCCGGAAAGAUCAGAACGGCCCACUUGACUUGCAUGAGCUGUUAACUGAAAUACGGGACUUGAGAACACAGCUUGAAGGAAGCAUCCAGGCAAACAGGGCCUUGCACGUAAAAUUAGAAGAGCAGCUUUCGAGAGGCAGGAGAGAAAAAGCCGGCUCAGGGUCAACUGUGAAUAUCAACUACCUUUUGAAACAGGAACUGCAGCAUUACACUGGGAUAAACGAGUUCAAAUUCCCCGCUGCCGACAGCAAUGUCCUUGACUUACAGCAGAAAUACGGAUGCUCCACAUCACCGGUAAAAGCAGAAGCAGAGCUAUCUUUGGAUGAUUCAGAUGGAUCUUCCCAGUUCAGCUCCCAGUCUUGUGAGCCUGGUAUUGUUCCUGGUCAUUGCGUCUGGGCAGACAAAAAUGGAAGACACAUCCUUGGCUUGGUUGAGAACUAUAAUUCUUUACGGAAGCAGAUCUCUGGAACAGGAAAGCUGUUAUCCGAAUUGGACCUUCCUCUGAAAGCCGCGGAACAUCAGGAGCGUGGAGUGAAGGUUGCAUGCCAAGCAUCUCUGGACAGGCAUUCUGCAGCCAUCUGCGCUGCACGGUGCAACUUGGAAGAAGCGGCUCACCUCUUGAAGCUCUUUUGGAGAAUCUCCUUGCCUAUGAAAGUGGUCCAUAAAACUGCUUACUCUCUUCAGGAUGAAAGCAUGAAAGCAGAGCUGCAUCAGCUCCGGAGAAAACUGGCUACUCAGGAGAAGACAUUGCACAGUACUAUGAUGCACUUGCGCUUGACCAACCAGCUAAAAGAAAACAUGGAGAAAGUCAUCAUCAAUCAAUUGGCCUUAACUCACGAUGUUUUAAAGAAGGCAAGAGGAAACCUGCAAGUUCAGCCAGAGAACAAAAUCUCAAACUCCUGUUUCAGCACAAACAAGGUUUUGUGAAGACCUUGCUGCCCCAAUAAAGGCCAUUAUUCCAUGCUGACCCUCUUUCUUUCGACUGUUUUCUGUCUUUCAGGGCCUUGUAAUUUAUUAUCUUUCAGACUGGUUUAUUCAGAGUAUCCUUUGCAUCCUACACUUUUGUGUGUGGAGCGGGAAGCAUUUGAGAAAAAUAACAUAUUUUAGAUCUGGUUUUGAAAACUGGGAUUCAGAUGUAAUCAAUGUCAAGAAGAUUUUAAAAUAGGAUAUAGUUGUAGGUUUUUUUAAAAAAAUUAAAAAAUAAAACCUCUGGAAGGUUCUUGGGGUUUUUUUUAAGUCACAAGGUACGACGUUUAUUAAUGUUGGCAAUCACAGCGCAAAACACAGAUCUCUUCUCAGCGCAACGAAACGGCAACAAAAGCUGCGCGCCAGCAAUUUAAUUUAGGUCUGUUGUGCCUGGAUGGGUUUUUUUGGAAUGUGGGAAACCUUGAAUAAUAUUUUAAAGUGUUGUGAUUAUUUGCUUGAAGGGUUUCGUGGGAAACUGCCGUAUGCGGCUGGCGAGUUUCUAAUCCAGUUCAUCACAACAAUCUGAUGCCGGGUUAGAAAAAUGUUAACUGAACCAGAUGCUUAUUUUGUAAGGGUAGAUUAAAAAAAAAAAGUACAAGGGAAAAAAAUUAAGUUUUGGAGGACUGCAGGAGUUGCUGAUUCAGCGGCCCUUGUCUGGAAAUAUGUAUGCAGCCGGAGAGUUAAGGUAAUGUUAACCUUCUUAGCAGGUACACUCAAUUGGGAGCCAGGAGAGUCCCAGCUUGGGCUACAGGCCCAUGACCACGGCACGAUCUGUUUCUGACCCUUCAUAAAAUAGAACUUUUUCUUUCAUGACUUUUGAGGUUAUAGGCCUGGGCUAGGACUUAGUGGGGUUGAGACCACUAUUCAACAUUUGUACCAGGCCCAAAGAAAAGUUCUUAGCCGUUUGGCCCCAAGUGGAACAGUUCACCCAGCUUUUAGAUGUCUAUUUUAGAGACUAUUUAUAAAUUCUGCGGACUGACUUUUAUGAUAAUUUUUACUACAUGUGAGCAAUGUAGUAGGCUGAAUUCAGCGCCUAAUGCAGAUGUAUGUUUCUGCAGUAUGAGACUUCUAAUACAUACGUUUCGCAUUUAUGUAACUUGAAUGAAUGAUUUGUUAUGGCUGUCAAAACCACCACAAAGGGAAUUUUUCUAGAAAUGUUCCCAAACCUCAUUAUCGAAAUUUUCACUUUUUCCCAAUUUUGCUUUUGUUCUCUUAAACCGUGCUUGUAAAAAACAAUUUGGGAAGCAGUCCAGAGGAAUGAGAAGCUUGUGGCCUCUUAAGAGGCAGAAGAGAUUUCUUGUCGCAUAAAUGCUUGAGUCCAUUUGGUCAGGUGCACAUAGACACAUGCAUGUUUCACAUGAGAGUAAAGAAUAAAUUCUAAGCAGUGGGGCGAGGAAGGCAGCAAGAAGUCUAGACUGGGACCGCUCUAUGAACCCAUUGACUGUUCUCAACAGUAGGAAUUAAUAACAACACACUGUUCAUGAUUUAACUACAAGAUCAAUUGUAGGAGAAACAAUGACUUGAUUUUGAUGAAGCCUUAAAUCUGGUGGUUGCUUUAGAUCUUGCGAGGUUUUAUAUAGAAAAAGGACCACAGUGAUUUAAGCGCUGGGAUAAAAAUGGGCUCAAGCAGGUCAACAAAUUAGAGCUCGCCUUGUGAGAAAGGCCUGUUUACCAGACUGGAUUUCCCAAAUUUCUAAAACUAGAGAGUAGUUCGGACCAAAGAAUUCCAUCCGGGGUUUGUGCUGUGGAAACCAGAAGCACACUAGAAAGCAUGGGUUGGAUCCAUCCAACUUUAUGUCCCAAGCUCACCUUUUAUCCUUACUUCAGUACCUGUCCCAUAUUACAUCACCUGCUCAUUCAGGUACUACAAAUCACCAGCAUAACUUUUUGUGUGUGUUAAAGGAGAUCCCUCCUCUCUUUGUCACCAGAAGAAAAGCUGGUAGGGCCAACGAUGUCUUCUGUUGGCCCAAAUUUUCUAUCCACAGAACUCUUUCAUCACAUCAAAGUCCUGUGUUACUCAGAGGUUUGCAGACAGUUGUUUCCAAAAGACUAGUGAACUGGCACCGAAUCAAUCAACAACAAAAAGGCAGAUGCUACAAAGAUGCCAAGUAUUGAAUUUUCUAAUUCGAGUUAGCUAGUCUCAAGAAAAAACUUAACAGCCAGAUGAAGACCACAAGCUGCAAGUGUCAGGCAGAAGAAAUCAGGUCAGUUACCAGGUGUACCUGUUCUUGGAUUCUGGUUCUGGAAAUGGCCAUUCCAACAGAAACAGUUCAUAGGCAUGUUCUGAAUUCUCCAGCAGUCUUUAUCAAGUUGAAUUAUUCGGUCCAUGCAUUGCUGCUGUGGUCACAGGUGGUUAUUUUGUUGAGCGGGAACUGAUAUUCACGACAUUUUGUAUAUCAUUGUGAUGCUAGAUGCAAAAAAACUGAAUUGAAUUAAAAGAGAUGAUGUGUGUGUGUACUAAAUGCCGAUUUAAUAAAUCGAUCGCUUUAUUUAAAAAA